AGAUGCUCCGUUCUUUCGUCCAUUGGUGAUCUGCCCCCUCUUCUUCUUCCUUUCUUGCGCUUCGUCUCUCUCUGUCUCUGUUUCUCUCUCUCUAUCGCUCGCUCGGCUUGAAAAGAUGUUGGCGGUGUUCGAGGAAUCGGUGGCGAAGAGCCCACAGGAGCUCAAGAGCCCAGUCUCUGAUGACGCCUCCCUGAAGAACGGCAGGGCUCUGAUCGACUAUUUCGCUUCCAAUGCAAACGGAAGCGUCGCCAUUAAUCUCGGCAGCUCUGGCUCCCUGGCCUACAGCACCGAUCGGCAGAACCCUCUUCUCCCCAGGAUGUUCGCUGUGGUGGACGACAUAUAUUGCUUGUUUGAGGGUCAUCUUGAUAACAUUACGCUUAUGAAGCAGCAGUAUGGAUUGAGCAAGACUGCUAAUGAAGUAGGCAUAGUUAUUGAAGCUUAUAGGACCCUAAGAGAUAGGGGUCCUUAUCCUGCAGACCAAGUUGUCAGAGAUCUUCAUGGGAAAUAUGCUUUUGUCAUCUUUGAUGCCUCCACCAAAACUUCCUUCAUCGCUCUGGAUGCGGAUGGGAGUGUGCCAUUCUUCUGGGGAACUGAUUUGGAAGGUCGUCUUGUCUUCUGUGAUGACUCUCAGCUCAUCAAAAUGGGUUGUGGGAAAUCUUUCGCACCGUUUCCAAAAGGCUGUUUCUUCACCACCUCUGGAGGCUUGAAAAGUUUUGAGCACCCACUGAAUGCGUUAAAGCCAAUGCCCAGGGUGGACAGUCAAGGCCAGGUAUGUGGUGCAACUUUCAAAGUAGACUCGUCGGUGAAGAAGGACACCGGCAUGCCUCGAGUCGGUAGCGCAGCUAACUGGUCCUCACAGUUCUGAGCGUGGUUUCGCACCUUGAAUGAAAUCGGCGUCUUCAUUACUAUAGUUAAUAGUCUUUUACCUCUCUUUGCCACAGUCUGCUUGGUGGUGCACCACACUGACCAAAAGCUGUCAUCUGGACAUUUUUUCUUGCCCUGACAUGUUGUGUCUCCACUUUUAGUCUGUUUCUGCUCAUCUACGCCACGUUGUGCGGAUAAACUACACUGCAUGGAUAUCGACUUCAAUAACAACCAUGGUUUUAUGAA
Molecule: messenger RNA, 1110 nt
Organism: Nymphaea colorata (pocket water lily)
Lineage: Eukaryota; Viridiplantae; Streptophyta; Magnoliopsida; Nymphaeales; Nymphaeaceae
Product: stem-specific protein TSJT1-like
Exons: 4
Coding region: 116-865 (249 amino acids)
Source: RefSeq, a predicted model, not a curated record